Messenger RNA from Ilex paraguariensis (yerba mate), 270 nucleotides. NCBI's taxonomy places the organism in Eukaryota, Viridiplantae, Streptophyta, Magnoliopsida, Aquifoliales, Aquifoliaceae. The record is from the annotation of a GenBank genome assembly.
AUGCUCUAUGAAGACGAUGUAUGCCUUUGCCUAUUGGAUAGAAAUCCACUAAGUCAUGGGAUUGCUGAGUUGUUUAUUGUUCCUAAUGAACCUACUCUAACUGAUGCUCCCGAGGCUCCUGUGUCGUCUGAGGCUCCAACUGACCCUGCUCCAACAGAUGCUCCCCAAAUUUCUGAGCUACAUGAGGCUCCAGUUGUCCGUGUUUCAACUGAUGCUCCCAAGGUUCUUGAGAUGUCUGAGGCUCCAGCUGACCAGACUGUAGGGAUUUAA